Molecule: messenger RNA, 435 nt
Organism: Diplodia corticola
Lineage: Eukaryota; Fungi; Ascomycota; Dothideomycetes; Botryosphaeriales; Botryosphaeriaceae
Product: transmembrane protein 32 protein
Exons: 3
Coding region: 1-435 (144 amino acids)
Biological process (GO): protein folding in endoplasmic reticulum
Cellular component (GO): EMC complex
Source: RefSeq, a predicted model, not a curated record
AUGGCCGUCCUCUCCAACGCCCUCGUGGCCAUCGGCCUCGUCUUCCUCACACACGCCGUCUACUCCGCACACGAGCACUCAGCCCUCCACUCGACGACAACCGCGCCGUCGCCGUCGUCGUCGUCGUCGUCCAUCCCCUCGCUCCCCGCCGACAUCGUCGCCGAGACGCUGCUGUCCGUCCUGCUCGUCGCGGCGGGCAUCGUGCUGUCGUCGGCGCCGCUGAAACCCAUCGAGUGGAGCCGGUGGGCGGGCGAGGCGGAGCGCGAGGAGGCGCGCCGCCGCGUCGGAAAAGGGCGCAGGGUGGACGUCGCGCAGGGCGAGGUGCCGGGCGGCAAUCCGUUUGCGUGGAUCACGGAGGAUAGGGUGGGGUUUUGGGAUGGGAGGGGCAAGAGACAGGACUUUGCGAAUUGGGUUAGGGAGGGCGGAAGGAGUUAG